Ceratina calcarata is the source of this 1336-nucleotide messenger RNA. RefSeq names its product potassium channel subfamily K member 13-like. The coding region runs from base 74 to 1336 and encodes 420 amino acids. Gene Ontology annotation, cellular component: plasma membrane. The record is from RefSeq and is a predicted model, not a curated record. Gene Ontology annotation, molecular function: outward rectifier potassium channel activity; potassium ion leak channel activity. The transcript has 5 exons. Gene Ontology annotation, biological process: stabilization of membrane potential; potassium ion transmembrane transport. Lineage: Eukaryota; Metazoa; Arthropoda; Insecta; Hymenoptera; Apidae.
UGCGCCGGUGGAGAACCGAAGGUGGGGAGUUGCAACCAGUCACUCGUGUCCUCAGAGAUGAAAAUCACCGGUGAUGUGCGUAUGCAGCGGUCUCGGCGACGACAACGCGAGGUUUAUCCUCCUUUUCAUUGUCUUGGCAUUGUACAUGGUGGCUGGUGCCGUGCUUUUUCAACAGCUGGAGGCUGAUCUUGAAGCACGAGAGGCUGCAAACUUUUGGCGCGUUUACCACACUUUUCGAAGGCAUCACUUGCAGAAUGGUGAGAUCGCUCUUCAAAAAUUGGACGAACUGUUGUACGCCUACGGAAAUGCUUCUUCCGGUACCAUCGAUAAAAGUCAACGAUGGGACUUCUUCGGCAGUCUACAUUUCGUGGGUACCAUCGUUUCCACGAUCGGAUACGGGAAUACUACACCGCGAACGACAGCGGGUAAAGUAGCCGCUGUCCUUUAUGGCUUCCUUGGAUGUUCUGGCGGAAUUCUGUUCUUCAACUUGUUCCUUGAAAGGACCAUCACGUUCCUAGCUUGGAUCUUGCGGAACAUACACGUGAAUCGUUUAAAGAGACGCGUUCGGAAGAACUCGUUGGCUUCCCGACGGUCUUUCAGGUCGUCCAAGAAUGAAAGCUCCGGUUUACCGGACAUAGUCGACGACGACGAUGAUUCUGAUCUCGAUGAAUGGAAACCGAGCGUGUACUGGGUGAUGCUCUUCUUGUUGUUGAUGUGCUGCUCUUUGGCUUGCUGCGCCGCUGCGGUUUAUGCGCCGUUCGAGGACUGGGAAUACUUCGAUGCACUCUACUUUUGUUUCGUCAGCUUCGCGACCAUCGGCUUCGGGGACUUCGUCAGCACGCAGAAAUCUUAUUAUCCUCAUGUUCAUUGGUAUCGUAUCGCCAACUGUGUAUUUCUGGUGAUCGGAUGCUGCUGCACGUACUCCCUGUUGAACGUUACUUCUAUCAUAAUAAAACAAGGAUUGAAUUACAUUAUACAAAAGAUACAAUGCGGGAAUCAAGAUCCGACCGCGUUGCACCUACCCAGGAGGAGGUCCUCUUUGUCUACGAUUUACUUUUCGAAGAGGAGAGGAACGAGAGUGGCGGCGAGGGAUUCGUUCAAAGAUCAUACUGAGACACCGCGAAGGAUGUCCGGAGAGAUGAUCUCUAUGAAGGAUUUCUUUUCGGCGAAUAAGGUUUCUUUAACAGUAAUGCAAAAAGAGUUGCACGAGAUGGCACAGAUGCGAAAGGGUGGAUCCAGUACGACCACGUUUAACACGGCUGUCAAGCCUGACGCAGUUGGCCCGUUGGCUAUCGUCAGCGAAACGCUUAAGGGCAAAAUUUCAAGAAAGAGAUAA